Molecule: messenger RNA, 204 nt
Organism: Dentiscutata erythropus
Lineage: Eukaryota; Fungi; Glomeromycota; Glomeromycetes; Diversisporales; Gigasporaceae
Source: the annotation of a GenBank genome assembly
AAAAAAAUCAGAUCAUCUAUACAAAAUUGAAAAGAUGAAAAGUGUGGAUCGACGUUUAAAUCAAUGGAAAAAGAAAUGUAACUACAAAGCUAGUGCACUUCACAGGAACACUUCGCUAAGAAGUUUCCACAUAAAAAAUGAUGAUUUUGGACCAGGAGAAUGGGAUAUGAUAAAUGAUUUAUUUAUAUUUUUUAGGGACGAGGA